UGCUCUCAGGUGAGGGGGCGUGGGCGCUACGCUCAGGCUGCGGGCUUGAGCGUCAGCAGUGGCGCUUAGGGUGGCGACCUCGCUGGCCAUCCUAGGGAACGAGCGGUCUCACCUACCGGGAUGAAGGCGGGUGCUUACUUGGGAUCCAAGGAAGGAAACCCGGCUUUUCCAUUUAUUUUUAAAGUAUAAAGCAUCUUUCCUUCCCACUCCCCAAGUUUAGUAGGCAAAGGGGAAUAAGAACCACAUGGCCUUUUUGCUCCUAGUUCGUUAGGAGUACGGUGUGUGUGUGUGUGUGUGUGUGUGGCCGGAGUAAAAGAGUUUGGCUACAUUUACCCAAACACUAGGACUAGGAGUAAUGGCAGGUAUUUUACGGGGACACAGAAGGCUCUUGUGCUAGAUUGUGGUUGCCUUGUUACUUAACCUGCAAGUGGAAAGACUGGCAAGUUACACAUGAACAAAAGAAUGGAGCAAAGAAUAGCUGAGAAUAGGCAGAGCUUGGUCAGACAGGGGAGCUGCUUCUACCACCUGUGGAUGUUUCGGAAGGAGAGCUUUUUGAGUUGCCAUCUGGCACCAAAGGGCUGAAGAAUGAGUAAGAAAGGAUGGGAGUCUCGGUGGCUCAAUAUAAAAGUUAUCACCUGAUUUUUUUUUUUAACAUGUCUCUUUAAGUAGUUUAAAUGGGAGUGAAAAUGGUGGAGCUAAAGCCUUGAACUGCUGCCUUGAAUUGUUUAGACAUAGGAAAGCUUUACAAGGAAUCUACUUUGUAAAAGCAAACAGCUGGAUUUUACCCGGAGAUACUGGUGCUGGUACAGGUGGAGAAAGUAAAGGAAACUUCACAUGUGAUUGAAAGGGCCCAGGAAAUGUAGCUAGCGCUGAGUGAGUUGCAUUAAGUAGCUGAGAGGAUCACUGACUCUAUCCUUAGUUGGAUGACACAUGGAUGCAUCUCCCAGAUCAUACUGCUAAAAUUAAGUAAGAACUUCCUCCUUCCCCUCCAAGGGUAGAAAUGAGCUUCAUUUCCUCCUGAGGAGUGGCACCUACAGGGAGGGAGCUGGGAGAAUAGUAGUUGCUAGAAAUUAUUACUUGAAGUAUAGGUUUUUGUGUUUGUUCCAUUGUUUUUAAGGAAAGUUACAAUUGAAACAUUUUUAGUGCCCUUUAAACUUAGUUUUAAGUAUAUAGCGUCUUGGGGGGUCCUAGGCUUUUUUUUAAAGCCAGUUUAUAGCUAUUUGUUUCUAAAUGGUAUAAGCCCCAAAGGAGAGGAGCUUGCUCUCGGAGCCUUAGGCAAACUCUUCUUGAGCCUGAGAAUGAUGACCAUUUCGUUACUAAAUUAUGGUUCUGAAUUUGGCAAACCUUUCAAGGCACUGGAGUUGUGUGAGCUGUACUGAGGUGUGGAUUUCCUUGUCAUCAUGUCUCCUAUGGUUACUUUUGUGGAAAGACACUUCAGUGUAUUUAACUCUGCUCCUGUGCUGGCAAGUUACCGAAUGCCUAAAAAGAGAAGAGAAAAACAAUUUUUGUUUAAAUCUUAGGAGGUUAAUUGCUCACAGUGAGUUGGCCUGCUCUUUUUGAUCACAGCCAUUUGCUUACAUCCAGGAUGUUAUACAUCAGUUGUUACGGAAUUGGGAUUUCUCGCCUUUCAGUUCAGGACCCCUUUGCAGUGGUGACUGCAUCAGCUGAAAAAUCAGAAUGUCAGCAAGAAUACUGUUGAAGAUGGCAUUGCAACCACAGAAUUUCCAGUUUACUCGACUGUGUAGCCCAAUUUUGUCAUAUAUCAUGCAGCUUCAUCUCUGCGUGCAGUGUCUGUGUGUGAAGAGACCUCCUGGUAUACUGAAAAAGAUUGGAAAAGCUGUGUGCUCUGCUAAUUUUAUGGUGUAAAUGAGUUCCCCUUCUCUUGAAAUGUUAGCCGUGUGAGCACAACAUAAGGAAAUUCAUUACACACUCUUCUAACGUCUUGUUUUCCCAGGAGCCAGCCUGGAUCAUUUGUUGGCAGUACAUAUUGGCUGAAGUCAGUUUUCAUUUCAAGAUGUUUUCUUCCAAUGGGCUUUUGGUGUAGAAUGUUGGAGAACCAAGAGCAGGAGGAGGUGAUCACUGUGCGUGUUCAGGACCCCCGCGUGCAGAAUGAGGGCUCCUGGAAUUCUUACGUGGAUUAUAAGAUAUUCCUUCAUACCAACAGCAAGGCUUUUACUGCUAAGACAUCCUGUGUGCGUCGCCGCUACCGAGAGUUUGUGUGGCUGAGAAAGCAGCUACAGAGAAACGCUGGUUUAGUGCCUGUACCUGAACUUCCUGGGAAGUCAACCUUCUUUGGCAGCUCAGAUGAAUUCAUUGAGAAGCGACGACAAGGUCUGCAGCACUUUCUCGAAAAGGUCCUGCAGAGUGUGGUCCUCCUGUCAGACAGCCAGUUACACCUCUUCCUGCAAAGCCAGCUCUCGGUGCCUGAGAUAGAAGCCUGUGUCCAGGGCCGAAGCCCCAUGUCCGUUUCCGAUGCCAUUCUUCGCUAUGCUAUGUCAAACUGUGGCUGGGCCCAGGAAGAAAGGCGGGGCUCCUCUCACCUGGCUAAAGGAGACCAGCCUAAGAGUUGCUGCUUUCUCCCAAGAUCGGGCAGGAGGAGCUCUCUCUCACCGCCUCCCGGGGAAGAAAAGGACAGUUUCGAGGUGUGGGCUCCUGUUGUUGACUCUGAGGCUCCUUCCUUGGAGAGCCCCCCUCUCCCACCUUCCUCCUUUCCGUCAUGCUGUGGUUUUGCAAGACCUGAUGAGGGAAUCUCUGCUCCUCAGCCUGUGAGGAGGGCCAUGGGAGGGGACCGUGCAGUGUGUUUGGAUCCUGGUCAGUUGGAAACAGUUUUGGAAAAGUGAGCUCUGCUUGGAGCUCUGGGUUCUCCUCUGAGGCGGAUGAAGGAGAUGUGGGCCGGGAGACUUGCUCAGGUGGGGCUGGGCCCAGGCCGGUGGUGGGGAGGCUGGGCUGCUUCGUGUCUUACCGUGGCCUCUGCUCGCGUUGGUUGCGUGGAGAUCGGUGACAACUCGUCAGGCUUCUUCCAUAGAAAUAGACACUGUGCAGAUGUUUAUAAGUUAAGCACAAGGCGCAGGGGUUGUUGGUUCUGAACCAAACCCCAUAUUUACUCUUCUGGGAGCUGAAUUUCUUUAGAUGUUUGUUAACAGGCCUAGGAGCACUGUCUCAGGUGACUGGUUUUGGGGACCUGUAGGUGGCAGAUUUUAAGCUGCCAUACUGAAUAAUGUUCAACAGAAAUGCUUGUGUCAUUGUAUUCCCACAGGCUCUAUUUUUGCUGCAGCCCCUGGAGCACUUAGUUUCUGGGAGGCUGGCCUCUUGCCUACCCCCUUGCAUGGACAGGGAGGUGAAUAUUCUCCCACCUCCUUGCUUUUCCUCCACUAAUACCACUGAAUGGAACGGUGCUGUGACUCCUGUCACUGGGGUUUCCUGCGCAUCCCAGGACCUCGGCCUGGCUUUAUGGGGCCAAGACCCAUGAAAUAGCUCAUGGCCAUCCACGAAAGAGAAGGGUUUGGUCACAGCCAUAGGAAAGGGACCAGUUCAGGGGCUUUGUUUUGGAAAGGAUGCCCUGGGCUGUCACCGUCUCUCUGGUUAUAAAGCGGAGACGCGUCUGUCUUCUCUGCAGGGUAAGCAUGGGCUCCUUUCUUUUUUGAAUCCUUUUCUUCUCCCUUAGUAACAGCUCCCUGCCCCCAGGCUUCAGCCACCACGUGUCCCUCCGCUGUGUUGCCGUAUGUUCAAUCCAGUGGGGUGCAGGGGCUUUGUUUCUGCCUGGAGAGAGGGCUCUGGGGAUGGAGAUGAGGAACAACACGCCUUCCUUCAGACAAUGAGGCAUUCUGCCCUCCUGCUGCCGUAAUUCUCUCCUCUGAGAGCCAGAGCUGGUAGGAGAUGAGUGCCGCUGGCAUUCUGCCCUGCCCUGCCCUUGGGUUUGUGUGUGUGGUUCUUCCCCUUCUUGCCCGCUUCUCCCUCUUCUGGCCAUCGCACCCUGUCUCUGGGCUCUUUUACUACCAGCCUAUGCUAUGGGACUGUCAUGGCAUUUAGUUCAGAGUUGAGGGGUUUUGGCUUGAAAUAAAAUUCAAGUAUUUAAGACUGUUGUUGCAGUUGGUGUCUAACAAGCUGUAGCAGUGGAGGAGGGAGUGAGGGCUGGCAGUAGUUACUUUCAUAAAUCAUGAAUUUAUCAGCGUGGAAAUAAUGGUUCAGAACCGUGCACGGCAGCUCUCCUGUACUGUGUGUGCAGCUCAAGUUCACCACUGGAGGAAGAAUUGCCUUCCAAAGAGUCAGGAUCCAGCUCCUCUCACAGUUAUGGGCACGAACCUUGUUAGGUAUAAUUUACCUGAUGCUGCUUCCGUCCUCGCAGCCUGUCUGCGGUGCCAGGUGCUGAAAGAGAAAUAAAGUUUGUCAACAGGCAGAUGCGGAGCCCUCGCUGGGACUCAUUUCUCUUUCCUGCCCGCCUCCCCUGGGUCUCUCCUUUAUAUGAUGCAGCAGAGCAAGGCGAGGAUAGAAAACCUACAGAGGCAAAUCCAAAAUGUCAAAAGAAGUUCAUUUAAAAGGGGAAAAAA
This is a messenger RNA of Aethalodelphis obliquidens (Pacific white-sided dolphin), 4547 nucleotides long. It is a transcript of the gene SNX11, whose product is annotated as sorting nexin 11. Gene Ontology annotation, molecular function: phosphatidylinositol phosphate binding. The transcript has 8 exons. The record is from RefSeq and is a predicted model, not a curated record. The coding region runs from base 2028 to 2840 and encodes 270 amino acids. Gene Ontology annotation, biological process: intracellular protein transport; vesicle organization. NCBI's taxonomy places the organism in Eukaryota, Metazoa, Chordata, Mammalia, Artiodactyla, Delphinidae. Gene Ontology annotation, cellular component: endosome.